CCCACACUCGCUAACACACCGCGGCUGCCGCAGUCUCCGGAGCAGGGCUAGAGCAUCCCAAGAUGUGCCGCGGGGCGCUCUGGGUGGCCCUGCCUGUGCUCUCCCUGCUGGCCUGCUCCGCGCAGGGCAAGCCACUGGAGAUCCGGGGGCGGGGGUCGGCUGGGGCAGAUGCCCACCGCCUGCUAGGCGGGCCCGGAGGUGAGCGGGAGCGGGGCACCUUCGACCUGAGGAUGUUCCUGGAGAACAUGAAGGUGGAUUUCCUGCGCAGCCUCAACCUGAGCGGGGUCCCUUCCCAGGAUAAAACCCGAGCCGAGCCGCCGCAGUACAUGAUCGACCUGUACAACAGAUACACCACCGACAAGACAUCCACCCCCGCAUCCAAUAUCGUGCGCAGCUUCAGCAUGGAAGAUGCCAUCUCUAUAGCCGCCACAGAAGACUUCCCUUUCCAGAAACACAUCUUGCUCUUCAACAUCUCCAUUCCCAGGCAUGAGCAGAUCACCAGGGCCGAGCUCCGACUCUACCUCUCCUGUCAAAGUCACGUGGACUCCUCUCACGAGCUGAAAGGAAACAUGGUCAUUUAUGAUGUUCUGGAUGGAGCCAAUGCCUGGGAUGCUUCUGGGGGAACCAAGACCUUCCUGGUGUCCCAGGAUAUCCGGGACGAGGGCUGGGAGAACUUUGAGGUGUCCAGUGCUGUGAAGAGGUGGGUCCGAGCAGACCCCACUAAGAGCAAGAACAAACUGGAAGUGACAGUGGAGAGUCACAGGAAGGGCUGUGACAAGCUGGAUAUCAGUGUCCCCCCCAGCUCCAAAAACCUGCCGUUCUUUGUCGUCUUCUCCAAUGACCGCAGCAAUGGCACCAAGGAGACCAGGCUGGAGCUCAGGGAGAUGAUCGGCCACGAGCAGGAGAGUGUGCUCAAGAAGCUGUUCAAGAACGGCCUGAUGGAGGCAGGUGAGAACAAGGACGACGAGGAGGAGGAUGUGCAAAGCCACACGGCUGUGAGCUCGUCUUCGGCCAGGCGGAAGAGGAGUGCCGGGGCCAACAACCACUGUCAGAAGACCUCCCUGCGGGUGAACUUCGAGGACAUCGGCUGGGACAGCUGGAUCAUCGCGCCCAAGGAGUACGAUGCCUUUGAAUGUAAAGGCGGCUGCUUCUUCCCCCUCGCUGACGAUGUGACCCCGACGAAACACGCCAUCGUGCAGACCCUGGUGCAUCUCAAGUUCCCCAUGAAGGUGGGCAAGGCCUGCUGUGUGCCCACCAAACUGAGCCCCAUCUCCAUCCUCUACAAGGAUGACAUGGGGGUCCCCACCCUCAAGUACCACUAUGAAGGGAUGAGCGUGGCCGAGUGUGGGUGCAGGUAGUGCUGGCCCGUGGGUGGGGGAGGCAGGGUGGAGGGGGCUCCUAGUGAGAGGUCCUGUGUCCUGCUGGGCAUGACAGAGACUAAGUCCACCUGGGUGGCAGCCUGGAGAAGGAAGGGGAGCCACCAGGUCCUUGUGGUAAAGACCUGCUCUCCCUCUCACGGCCCACCCCAAGCACACACCACUGGGUUGAACUGCAGGGGAGGGGA
Aethalodelphis obliquidens (Pacific white-sided dolphin) is the source of this 1564-nucleotide messenger RNA. It is a transcript of the gene GDF2, whose product is annotated as growth differentiation factor 2. Lineage: Eukaryota; Metazoa; Chordata; Mammalia; Artiodactyla; Delphinidae. Gene Ontology annotation, molecular function: growth factor activity; cytokine activity. Gene Ontology annotation, biological process: BMP signaling pathway. Gene Ontology annotation, cellular component: extracellular region. The record is from RefSeq and is a predicted model, not a curated record. The coding region runs from base 63 to 1358 and encodes 431 amino acids. The transcript has 2 exons.